Messenger RNA from Cooperia oncophora, 417 nucleotides. The record is from the annotation of a GenBank genome assembly. Lineage: Eukaryota; Metazoa; Nematoda; Chromadorea; Rhabditida; Trichostrongylidae.
UGUACACUUGGCCUCAGUCCAGUUGAUCCCACAAUUUCAGCGGCUAUCGCUUCCGCACUCGCUGCGGCUUUCUACGAAACCCCUAUAUUCACGUGGGGUCUGAGUACUUCAUCUGCUCUGGACAGUAGAGACAGGUUUCCUACUACUGGCGUUCUGUCCGUCAAUUCUCUAAGCCUUGGAAUAGCAAUUCGUUUUGUAUUGGCGUCGUUUGCAUGGACUCGAUUCGCAUUUGUCUACUCAAAUCUUGGCGACACAGAAAAAUGCGAUGUAAUGAAGGACGACAUCCAGGACUUUCAGACCGCUAUUGCCAUGACAGACGAAGUUACAAUCACUUCUCUCUACCAGAUGCAAGAUGUCUCACCGAGUACGGUGAUUCGGACACUGGGAAAUGUCAGCACACGAGCGAGAAGUAAGUGA